AUGGAUAGGAUUGUUAAAUCAUACGAUAAAAGAUUCGAACAAUUUCAUUUACGUUGGAAUCAUUACUAUUGGAAUAAAUCUGAUCUGCUGUUAGUGGGUUUAGCCACAAUUAGCGCAUUGUUACGUAUUGGAUUGAGUAAAACAUUUCUCUAUGCAAAAUCAUGCUAUGUGAUAACUCUGAUUGGUUGUUAUUUGAGAAUAUACGGUUUAUAUUCACAUCAUCCACGUCUUGGUCCGAAACUGGUUAUGAUACGUAGUAUGCUUGUUGAACUAUUAAUGUUCUUAUUUAUUUUGGUUAUUGUACUUGUGGGUUAUGGUGUAUCACAGCAAGUACUUCUCUAUCCAUAUCGCUCCCAUUUCACAUGGACAGUAGUUCGUGAUGUAUUCGUCUUUCCUUAUUGGAAUUUAUUCGGUGAAUUAAUGCUGGAUUAUGCUUUUGCUGAAAAAGAAGGCUGUUCCAGCGGUUCUGUAAACACCGAAGAAUGUCCAACAUUCAAUUUUUUAAGUCCAUUAUUUUUAGCUGUGUAUUUAAUGAUUGCUGCAAUCCUAUUGAUGAAUUUACUUAUUGCAAUCUUCAGUAAUGUAUUUGAAAAAAUCGAGGAGAAUUCAAUUGAAUUAUGGAAAUUUAAUAUAUUAUCUAUGGUGUUGGAAUACAGUAAUCGACCGAUUCUGCCUGUACCAUUGUCUGCUGUUAUAAACAUCAUUGAAUUCAUCGUAUAUUGUCUUUGUAUUAAACAGAUUUUAGGCAAAAUUACACAUCUUUUAAAUAGAUCCACUACACCAUUUUAUGUGAUGACAGAGUCAAAAGUUGUUGACGGUGAUGAUACACCAUCUAAUCAGGAUGAUACUGAUGCAGAGAAGGUGUUAACAGCCGGUGAUGAAAGCAAAUGCACUUUUGAAUGUUACAGUUACACAUCCAGAUUGGUACCUGAUUAUUUAAGGCUUACACCAGUUGUAAUCGAUCAGAACAGUAAAUAUUUUGAUGAAUAUUUCAAGGCUAAACAAGUGGAAAAUUUUUGUAAACGAAGUCUGUUGAAAGAGGAACGAUCAAAUACAUCAAAUACCAGCUGUCCACAGAACAAUACAGCACUACUUUCGGCUAACCCCAAUAAUGCUUAUUUAGAUCUACUCAGUAAUGGAUUGGUAACCACUUCUAAGAAAAAAUUUCAUGUUUAUAAUGCGUAA
Messenger RNA from Trichobilharzia szidati, 1185 nucleotides. Lineage: Eukaryota; Metazoa; Platyhelminthes; Trematoda; Strigeidida; Schistosomatidae. The record is from the annotation of a GenBank genome assembly.